Messenger RNA from Zasmidium cellare ATCC 36951, 576 nucleotides. RefSeq lists its product as uncharacterized. Gene Ontology annotation, molecular function: actin filament binding. Lineage: Eukaryota; Fungi; Ascomycota; Dothideomycetes; Mycosphaerellales; Mycosphaerellaceae. Bases 1 to 576 code for a protein of 191 amino acids. Gene Ontology annotation, biological process: Arp2/3 complex-mediated actin nucleation; regulation of actin filament polymerization. The transcript has 3 exons. The record is from RefSeq and is a predicted model, not a curated record. Gene Ontology annotation, cellular component: Arp2/3 protein complex; cytoplasm; actin cytoskeleton.
AUGGCGGAAUUCAACUGGCGAACGAUCAACAUUGACGCACUGGAUCCGGAGUCCUCCUACAACUUCGAUCUCACCACGCUCACUCCCGCUGUUCAGCCCGUUUCAACUGCAGAUGUCCAAACACUUACCGGCCAGGUACGGCAGCUACUACGAGGAGGCAACCCAGAGGGUGCGCUGAGAGGGGCACUGGAGAACCCACCAUAUGGUGCAGACGAUCAAGGCAAGCAAGUACACCUCAACACCGUCACCGAGAUCCUCCAAUCAAUACGGCAAGCCGAAAUGACGCCUUUGAUCCAACGGAUAUACCAGUCAGAAGGUGGUUCGGAGGUCUGCGAUACGUUGAUGAAGUACCUCUACAAGGGAAUGGCACAAGGACCUCCAGCUGGAAGCAAUUCGACACAGAGGAAUAUCACGCCGCAGGCAACGGGAUUCUCGCAGAUUGGUGGCAGGAACUUUGGCGGUGGUGAGGGUGGAGGACAGGCUAUGAGUGUGCUGUUGAGCUGGCAUGAGAAGCUUGUGGAAAUUUGCGGCCCUGGUAGCAUCGUGCGGGUCAUGUCGGAUCGAAGGACUGUAUGA